This is a messenger RNA of Porites lobata, 5261 nucleotides long. Lineage: Eukaryota; Metazoa; Cnidaria; Anthozoa; Scleractinia; Poritidae. The record is from the annotation of a GenBank genome assembly.
AUGGCGGAUACCACGGUGUCCACGUUUGAACGGGCUUACAUUGUUGGUGGAAUUGAACAAGAUUUCCGUUCAGAUGGAAGGUCUUGUCAGGAUUACAGACAUUUUGAAGUAGAAACUGGUAUUGUUUCCAACACAAGUGGAUCUGCGAGACUUCGAUUGGUAAUUGUUUUUUGCCUUGCUAUGUAAGUUCGGCAGGCAAAAAUGCAUAUGGUGCCCUUCCCAAACUUAAGCUUAAUUUCAUGCAUAACUUUAAGGAUUUACACUGCAUAGUCAAUUAUGAUACCAGGCAUCUCUUUGCUGUGGGCGAUCUCUUGACCCCAGAGAGACCAAAAGUCAUAACCCCUUUCUCAAUAGUAUUAACUUAUUAACUUUAUUAUUCCAUCGCUCAUAUAGUACAAACUCAGUAAAGCCAAAGCCGGGGGAUUAUACGGCCUGUGGUCAGAAUGACAGAAAUUAUUUUAUGGGCACUUAGGUUUGUCCAAAUCCUUAAAAAAGAAGGGUGGAUACAGGUAACACUUGCAGCAAACAGGUAGAUUAAAAACAAAUGCAGGAGUCAAUGUACCCCCACCCCCACCAAUUUCUUAGACGGAUGCAAAAAUGCUGUGGGGUAGGGAAGUGAUGGAGCGAAAACCAUGCUUAUAAUCUUUUUAAAGCAUAGGUAUUAAAAAUAUUCUUUAUAAAGCUAUCUAAAUAGGUAUAUUUUUUUAGCGAAAUAUUGAAAAAGGAGCAAUGUUAACCGCUUUUAAAAGAAUUGACAAAUGGCCCACCCAAGGGCGGAGGUUUUCUGACAUAUCCCCUCCACUAGGACCUACAAGAUGACAACUGCCAGGAGUGAUGGGCACGCUUGGAAUUGACUGAGCCAUAACAUACCCUUGGGGCCUUGUUUUCUUUUAAAAAAAGACACAUUUUCUUCGUUCUCUUUAACUUUGUUUCAUUGAAGUCACACAUGCAGUCUGUCUGGAGUCCAAUACUUUGCUUUGUUAUAGUCUAAAACUGAUGUUUUGGUUGGAGUUAAAGCAGAAAUUGGAGAACCUCGCAUACAGAAACCUGACCAGGGCUAUGUUGAGUUUUUUGUUGAUUGGUGAGGUGUUUUUUUAUUUCUAUGUUUAUCGUCAUUUAGAUACAAGUUCUUUUUUCUAAUCCCAUUAAGAUUUUCAUAGAGUGGUUAUGAGAAGUAGUUGUUACCAUCUUAAACUGACCUAUAGCUGAGAAAAUUCCUGCCCAUAAAGGCUCUAAAAUCAUGAAACAUUCUCUAAUUAGGUAAAAUUAAUGUAGAAUAUAUUUCUAGCUGGAUUUUUGAUAACGUUACCGCCAAAUGACCCUAAAUUUGCGUCCAACAGUUUUUUCGGCCAAAAACUAUCUCUAAAGUAGCCAUUAUAAAAACUAAGAGUGCAACCAUUGCUUUUUUUUUUUUUCCUCCUUUUCUUCUCCUUGCUCAUUCUUUUUCUCCUUUCCUUUUCCUUUGUUACCAUGAUUUUGGAGCCGUUCUUGGGCUUAAGUAACCUGCCUUUCGACACCUUUUCACUCAAAUGACUGCAAAUUUUGGUAGGUUGGUUUUCAAAAAAUCAGUCAGAUUUACAUGCAGAAUAAUGUUUUUAAAAAGUUUCAUCUUUUCAAAGUAAAGCCCACCCAUUGAUCUUGCUUUCUUCUGUACUUCUGCUUCCGUACUGACUUGUUGCUUUUUCUCCUUAAGUUCUGCAAAUGCUUCCCCUGAAUUUGAAGGAAGAGGAGGUGAUGAGCUUGGAGCAAUGCUCGCAAAAACUUUAGAGAGAGCAUACAAUCAUAAAUCAGCCAUUGAUCUGCACUCACUGUGUAUUCUUCCUGGAAAACAGUGUUGGGUUUUGUAUAUCGAUGCUUUGGUAAGCUAGCCUUUUAAUUGACAAUAAUUGUAUAAUAUGUUGUGAUCAAUACCAUGAUUAAGAAAUGUUAGUAAAUAGAUGCCACUUGUUUAAAAGUAUAAUUAUUUCUUUACUGUUUCCAUGGUAACACAGUCCUAUACAUGCAAAGUUAAUUGACCUUCGAAGUGCCAAGCAUGAGGCCACCACUGAUUUCCUUGCGAAAUGACGUGUGAGAAAUGAUCACAGAAAUUCCAUACUUAUGAUGUGUCACUACCCAGAUCUGGCAUCAUCAGUAUGGAAUUUCUGCACUCUUUUCUCAGACGCCACUUCGCAGGAAAACCAGUGAUGGCAUCACAAAAUGCCGGCUGUCUUCUUAAGUGUCUAAACACACCAAUCUUGCCUCAGAAUGAUCUACGUUCAGAGGGAUUUGAUUGUCAUGGCGUGGCACUCACAGCCACCUUGUUCCACUGCACAUGGCCUCUCUCACCCCCUCCUUAUUUUAGAAAUUCUCUGUCUUUUGAAGAACUAUAUUAUCACACUGUACUUUUAAGUUGUUCCACCAUAUUGAUUUUUUUGUUUACUUACUGACACUAAAGUAAAUCAAGAUUUUUGUCACAAAUUGCAAGACUUGUCGUCUUCAUGUAUGGCUUGCUUAAUGAAGUGUUUUUAUAUGUUCUAGGUGUUGGAAUGCGGAGGAAACUUGUUUGAUUCCCUGUCCAUGGCAGUGAAAGCAGCCCUUUAUAAUACCAGGUAUAAAAAUGAUGUUAUCCUUAAAAUUUAUAAAUAAAAUGUAAUUAUUUAUUAUUGACAUUUUGUUUGUUGCAUCAUCUUGAAUUCACUAUGAUAUUUUUUUAUUAUUUUACAUAGAAUUCCAAAUGUGGCUGUGUCAACAGAAGAAGGAGAGGUGGAACUUGAAAUAUCAGAUGAUCCACAUGACUGUACAAGGUUGGAUGUUUCUUCAAUUCCUUUAACAGUGACAAUGAGCAAGGUAAUUGAUUUGAAUAAAACCAGCUGUUACGGUCAAAACUGUUAUAGUUUAAUAAUCUCUGUGCAAGGGAUAGUCCUCAAUUCACUUGAAUGGUAACACCACAGGAUUUUGAAGCAGGAGGGACAAAUAAUCUGGCCCCCAUAACAUGGUCUACUAGUGAGGUGGUUCAACCAUGAACUUGAGGUGUUUGAACAUCACAUGAAACUCUUCUUGGAGUGUUUGUUAUAUCUGUUCAAGUGAUCAAUAAUUAACAAUAAUAUUAUUGGAGUAGGUUAAGCAAAAUAUCGUGAUUUGUCUGUGGCAAGCAGAUCAAUUAUUUGCCGAAGCUAACAGCUGAGGCAAAUAAUUAUUUAUCUGCGAGACACUGACAAAUCACAAUAUUUUGCAAUAACCGAGUUCAAUAAUUAUUGUUUUAUCAUUCGAUCACCGAGUUUGUUUUUUUAAUGAAUAUCCUCGGGAAGCGAAGCAAUCUGCCAUUUUCACGCAAGAGCGAUUGCAAGAAGGACAAAAGCACAGUUUCCUUUACGCAUGUGCAGAAUAUUAUUUGCAGCCAAACACAGUUGGACGGCUUUGCGCAUGGGCAGACCAUUAUUUGUAGGCAGUUAUUCGCAGGUCACGAGGUGAGUUCUCGGCCAAUGAAAAGAAAGAAAAAUUUGCUUCGAAUGAUAAUAACUGUUUUGACCACAAGCACUUGUCCUUCUUUCCUCAGAGCCAUGUGCAGCAAACAAAAAAGUAAAAUUAUGCAAAUUAAUGGUAAAAAGGAGAAGAUAGUGGGGUGGAGAUUGGGCUUUACUUCACUUGGGCUUCCACCCUCUUUCCUCCCGAUCACCCUUCAUGUGUGCUCUCAGUCUACUGUGAAUCAAAAUAAAAAAGAGACUGCUGGCAGUCUAAUAUUAUUUUGGCAUUGUGAUCUUAACCGCUAGGAGUUAAUUUACAAUAGUCAGCUAUAUUUAUUUUGAGUGUUAACCUCAUUUUUCAAACCAGCAAGUAUUUACUUGUCUUGUUGGCGGUCAGACGUGAGGGAUAUUAACAUGAUGGCUGCAUGUAUUAAACAAGCUGAUAUUACUGUAUUUUACUUAUCACAAUGUGUAUUCUGCAGCUCAUCGACAUUGUUUAAGUAACACUUCUUCUUGUAGAGAUGAUGUAGUCUGUGGAGAACAAGCUCUAAUCUUGGACCUUAUGAUUUUCAGUAUCUGUAGUUGAAAGGUUCUGGGAUUUUUCACUGUAGCGUCAUUUUGUGUUUAGAUUGGCCAUCGGCAUGUUGUGGAUGCUAGUCUUGAAGAGGAAGCCUGUAGUCUUGUUCAGCUCCUGGUGUCAGUAAAUGGAGAAAACAACAUCUGUGCCAUGCAGAAGGUUGGCCAGGGAGCUCUGGAUGCUGACUCUAUAUUUGAGAUGAUUGAGGCAAGAAAGUACUUUUGAUUAAUUUAUAACAUCAGGUUUAUUGCCUGUUGGCACUUACCAAAAUGUUGUUGUUGUUUUUCUUUUGCUUUGCCCAGCUUAGGAGCCCUGCGUGUCUAGGUUGACGUUCAAUGUCCUUAGAUAGCUGGCAUGCUCUUUUGCACACAGUUGUGAACCUGAAAGUACAUGUUUUGAAAGACCUUGUGUAAACCGUGCCAUGUGCAAAGUCUGAAAAAAUUAUUAACCCUUCACAUGUAAGGAAUUAUUUAGGGUGUUAACCUCAUUUUUCAAACCAACAAGACUUUACAUGUCUUGGUGGCGGUCAGACGUGAGGGAUAUUAAGUUGAUGGUUGUAUUAAACAUGCUGAUGCAUUUACUUAUCACACUGUAUAUCCUGCAACUCAUCAACAUCAUUUAACAAUUUCUGGAAUUGCCUUUAAGGAAGUUCUAUGCUGUUGAGAAAAAGAUCUAGAGUCAACUGUUUUGUCAUUUAUGUAGUUUGUUUGCAGCUUAAAUUCCUUGUCAUGUCCAUUAAUUUUAAUGAUUCCUUUUAAGCAUUCACUUCAAAUGUUUUUAUCUUUUUCUGGAUGUUUCACAAGUUUGGGAUUUCCUCUUGUUUUUAGACCGCUGGUUUGGUUGGAAAAAAGCUGAACAAAGAGCUCUUAAAAGUUCUCAAGAAAGAGGAGUCUGAGUCAAGUUUAAACAAAGAGAAAAUUGGUUUUCUCUUGUAGCAGAAAAAUUCUAAGCUAUACGCAAGUUAGCUGAAGAACUCAGAUUCUUUGGUGACUACCAAUGCUCUCCAGCAACAUCACACCAGCAUAGGCCAUGAUAGAGCUAUCAUGGGGCCAUCAUUGGAAAGAACCUAUAUGAACCACCAGUAAGAUGAAGCCACCAUCAUCAUCAUAUCGAGCCAUCUUGCGCGUGCAUUUAUUUUGCGAACAUAAGUGUGCAUUGAUCCAUCUUUGAGCUGCGUCCUGGAUCAUUCAGGACCAUUUUUGUACAAUGUGAAAGGAUAGUAAGCCAUCUCUAGACAGCAG